Molecule: messenger RNA, 450 nt
Organism: Didymodactylos carnosus
Lineage: Eukaryota; Metazoa; Rotifera; Eurotatoria; Philodinida; Philodinidae
Source: the annotation of a GenBank genome assembly
AUGACUACGGCACGCGAAGCCGGUGGUAUUUGUACAAAUGUUGAAGAUUUUUAUCGAUGGCUGGAAGCCGUAUUCAAUCCUUUAACCACACCAACAAAAUUCAUCGAACCAUAUCUCUUUAAACAAAUGAUUACACCAUCACCCGUGUCAAAGAAGAACAACGAACACGGAUGGUAUGGAUAUGGCUAUGGUUUGAUCGUUAAUGAAUAUGGUAAUGUAAUUGAACAUAGUGGUGAAAUCUACGGAUUUGAAUCUGGAUUCAAACGUUUAGUUAAAGAACAAAUUAAUAUUAUUGUAUUUUCAAAUAUAUUUGAAUGUCAAGUAAAACUGUUUGUUGAUUUUAUACAUAGCGUGUUAGUCGGUAGAGAGGUGAAUAGUGAGAAAGAAGAGAAGAAAGGAGGUUUUGCAGUGAUGACGUAUAAAAAAUUUAGAAAUAAAUUUCUAGGAUAG